This is a messenger RNA of Mesocricetus auratus (golden hamster), 2839 nucleotides long. RefSeq names its product tryptophanyl-tRNA synthetase 1 (gene Wars1). The coding region runs from base 210 to 1637 and encodes 475 amino acids. Gene Ontology annotation, cellular component: cytoplasm. NCBI's taxonomy places the organism in Eukaryota, Metazoa, Chordata, Mammalia, Rodentia, Cricetidae. The record is from RefSeq and is a predicted model, not a curated record. Gene Ontology annotation, biological process: tryptophanyl-tRNA aminoacylation. The transcript is spliced from 11 exons. Gene Ontology annotation, molecular function: ATP binding; tryptophan-tRNA ligase activity.
AGGCAGGAAAGAAAGACAAUAGACCCUUCUAGAAACAGAAACUGAAAGAAAAGAAAGGGAGAGUAUUAAAGACCUCCACCCUGCCUGGGCAUUCUCUUAUGCUCAACUGUCCCUUGUGACCAGCGGCCACAGACUCCACAGCCAGGAGUCUUGUCUCAACUGCUGAACACAUCUGCUCACUAGCCAGCUGCAGGCCUAGGUCCUACAAGAUGGCGGACAUGCCCAGUGGCGAGUCCUGCACCUCUCCACUGGAGCUGUUCAACAGCAUAGCUGCUCAAGGGGAGCUCGUGAGGUCCCUCAAGGCUGGAAAUGCACCAAAGGAUGAGAUUGAUUCUGCAGUAAAGAUGCUGUUAUCAUUAAAAAUGAGCUAUAAAGCCGCCAUGGGGGAGGACUACAAGGCCGACUGCCCUCCAGGGAACCCAACAGCUGGGAGUAAUAAUGAUCCAGAUGCCACCAAAGCCAACGAGGAUUUUGUGGACCCGUGGACAGUACGGACAAGCAGUGCAAAAGGCAUCGACUAUGACAAGCUCAUUGUUCAGUUUGGAAGCAGCAAAAUUGAUAAAGAGCUGAUAAACAGAAUAGAGAAAGCCACUGGCCAGAGACCACACCGCUUCCUGCGCAGAGGCAUCUUCUUCUCCCACAGAGAUAUGAAUCAAGUCCUUGAUGCCUAUGAAAACAAGAAGCCAUUUUAUUUGUACACAGGCAGGGGCCCCUCCUCUGAAGCAAUGCAUCUGGGACAUCUCGUCCCGUUUAUUUUCACAAAGUGGCUGCAGGAUGUGUUCAAUGUGCCUUUGGUCAUCCAGAUGUCUGAUGAUGAGAAGUACCUGUGGAAGGACCUGACUCUGGAGCAGGCAUACAGCUACACAGUGGAAAAUGCCAAGGACAUAAUUGCCUGUGGCUUUGACAUCAACAAAACUUUCAUCUUCUCCGACCUUGAGUUUAUGGGGCAGAGCCCCGGCUUCUACAAGAAUGUGGUGAAGAUUCAGAAGCAUGUCACCUUCAACCAAGUGAAAGGCAUUUUCGGCUUCACCGACAGUGACUGCAUUGGGAAGAUCAGUUUUCCUGCUGUCCAGGCUGCACCAUCAUUCAGCAACUCUUUCCCGAAGAUUUUCCGAGACAGGACGGACAUCCAGUGCCUCAUCCCUUGUGCCAUUGACCAGGACCCUUACUUCAGAAUGACGAGGGACGUGGCCCCCAGGAUCGGCCAUCCUAAACCUGCCCUGCUGCACUCCACCUUCUUCCCUGCCCUGCAGGGGGCCCAGACCAAGAUGAGCGCCAGUGACCCCAACUCCUCCAUCUUCCUCACUGACACAGCCAAGCAGAUCAAGAGCAAGGUCAACAAGCAUGCCUUUUCUGGUGGGAGAGACACCGUGGAGGAGCACAGGCAGUUGGGGGGCAACUGUGAGGUGGAUGUGUCCUUCAUGUACCUGACCUUCUUCCUUGAAGAUGACGACAGGCUGGAGCAGAUCCGAAAGGAUUACACCAGCGGAGCCAUGCUCACUGGGGAGCUCAAGAAGACACUCAUAGAUGUCCUUCAGCCCCUAAUCGCCGAGCACCAGGCCCGACGCAAGGAGGUCACUGAGGAAACGGUGAAGGAGUUCAUGACACCGCGGCAGCUGUCCUUCCACUUUCAGUAAUGCUCUUUCUGUGUGCACGUAAAGACAGCGUCUAUCAGUAAUCCCAGCCCCAUCAAAUCAAGUCACACUCCCGUAGGCUUCCUCACCUGUUAAUUCCUGGACCUGGGUCUCUACGCCCUUGUGCAUUCUGGAUGCUGUUUCUUCUGUGAUGUCUGUCCGCCUGGUGUCUGCUGAUGGUCAGGUCUGCUCAUGCUGCGUGGUCACGUAGAAACCCAGCCAAGAGUCUCCCACAAAGAGCCCCGGUGUGGGCCUCUGUAGCCCACAGAGGACUGUCCAUCCAGCAGCCUAAGGUUCCAGAUAAAUUCCCAAAAUCUAUUAGUUUAUUUGUGAGUGUCUGUGCUACACAUGCUGGUACACACCUAUGGAAUCUCUGUGUUCCAUAGGCAAAGGCACAAGUUCUGUGCCAGCCUGGGCUGCCUAGCAAGAGCCUGACAUAAUUUGUGUUUGAUUCUAUGUCUAUAGAAUCAGAAUGUCCUUAUUGUAAAACUAAAAAGUGCUGUGAAAGACUGAUGAGGAGACAUUUAGUGGGCAAAGAUGCUGCGCUUGAGCCCAUACCAACUCUCUAUAUAUGUACUUUGCUUUAUACUGACUAAGGAGUACUCGGCUUUGUCCUGCAGGUGUAGCUCAGCAGUAGAGCACUUGCCUAGCAUGCAUGAUGUCCUGGGUUCAGUCUUCAGCACCACAACAGGGGGUGGGGGGUCUUCAGCUCUAAAAGCUGCCUUUGACACUGAUUAUGGACCCCAGGCUGGACUACUUCUGUUAGGCUGAGGUUACUAAACUCCAGAUCACACGUGUUGUCCACUCCAAAAUCAUGCUUGUUGCCCUAGUGUACUGACUCUCCCACAAGUGGCCCAGUGAUGACUUCUCCCGACCGUCCCUCUCUCAGGACAGUCUGUUGCCUUGGCAGAUGCUCUUGGCACUUGACUGAAGUGGAAGGCAGCACAGAACGGUGCGCUGGCCGUGCCCGGGCCGGUGGGCCAUAGCUAGACAGGAAAGAGCAACAGUUGUCCGGGCCCUGGCCUUCUCCCUCCAGGCUGACCAUGUCUAACAAGCCACCGCUCAAAGUCUCGGCAAACAGAGGCCGUAUCUCAGGGAAAGGCCCUGGUUGACGUGUCUGUCCUCUCUGAAGGCACAGAGGCCACUCUGAGUGUUCUGUCCUUGCAUCACUUCCAGGCAAAAAAUAAACUUUGCUGUGCCCCGCC